CCUUUGCCCGAUCGUCGCCUCCCUGGCAAGGCCGUCUGCUGCUACCAUGAUAGGUGCCUCGAUGAACCCACCCCAGAACAGUCCCGCCCCGUCGUCGCCGUCCACAGAGCCCACCGCCCUCGCCGUGGCCUCCCCAUCGCCCCAGGCCGACCUCAACCCCGUGCCGCUCUCCUGCUCGGACCGCUACACCGACCGCCUCGCCGGCUGGCAGGUUCUGCUGAAGAAGCUCAUCGCCCACUUUGAGCUCGUCUCCGAGUCGCAGAAGCGCAUGGCCGAGGCCUUCUCAAAGUCGCUGCAGCACGUCAUGGAGCCCGUCCGCUCUGUGCAGGACGUCGAUGUCUUUGCCCCCGACGAGUCCUUCCGCUCCGUCUUCCAAACCGUGUUCGAGGCCCAGCUGCACAUUGCCAAUCUCCAGCUCGCCUCCGCCAGCCUGAUCGAGACCGAGACCCUCCCGAACCUCAAGGCCCUGCUGAACGACGUCAAAAAGAAGCUCGACUCGGUCCAGGCCGAGUGGGGCUCCCUCGACAAGGAGCUGCUGCGGGAUCGAGAAGCCCUGCCCAGGCUGCUCAUGUUGCUCUCUGCGAGUCUGGCUCGCCACUAUUGGAUCCUGGGCGGCAGCGUCGGCGCCCCGCCGCAAAUCACCCUCGGCCAUGGGAAAGAGGCCCCGCGCGAUCCCUUUAUCGCCAAGCAAGACGUCCUCCGCCACAUCCGCCUCUGCAUCCACAAGCAGGAGCACUAUCGGUCCGGCCUCGCCAAGCAAGAGCAGUCCUUCGCCAUCUUUGAAAAGACCCUGGUCCAGCACCUGCGUGCCUGUCUGACAAAGUUCCAGGAGGCCAGCCUGAACGAUCUCGUCACCAACCGCGAUCUGCUCAACGUCGGCCUUGCUUCGCUGAACCAAAUCAGCUCCGACUCGGACUGGAGCCAAUUCAAGACCCGCAACGCCGACGUCAUUCUCGACACGGGCUCGAACCCCUUGCUCAAAGAAAGCGACAUCCCCUUGCCUGCCGAGAUCGAGGAUGCCGCCGUCCAGGUCGUCCACGAGGGCGUGCUGCAGCGCUACGAGUCCAAGAUUCUCCAGAAGGGCCAGUGGCGCGCCGGAUACUAUGUUCUCACGGCCUCGGGCUUCCUCCACGGCUUCUCAAACGGUGGAAAGGAGAAGGAGCUGGGCGACUACGAGAUGGGAUACUAUCUGCCGGAUUCGACCAUCCUUCCGUCCAGCCCAUCGGACCGCGAAUCUGGCGAGAUCGCCGUCCAAAUCAAAUCCGGCCGUGUCUUUGGCUCGGACAAGUACCGGUUCAAGGCCCUGACUGUGGACCAGUCCGACUUUUGGAGGGAGCUACUCUCGACACGUCUGAACUCAACCGUGCCUCGCCGAAGCUCCACAUCCACCACCAGCUCUACGGCCUCGACAACCGGACCCACCGAGCCCGCCAACACAUCUCUCUCCCCGUCGUCCUCGGCCUCGCUGUUCCUCAAGCGCAACAGCAUGCUCCAAGGAGGGCAUAUGUCGCCGCAGCCUGGAAACAGCACACCUGCAUUCGCUGGCGCGCCCAACACUCACUCGCCAGCAUCUUCGCCCACACAACCGCCUCAACGGCCCCUGACCACCUUUUCCUCGUCCGCCCUCAACUCGGUCGGCGAAGAGGAAGAGGAAGGCUUCGCGGCUGCACCGUCGGUACCUCACACCCAGGGCUUCAAACCCGCCCAGACUGGGUCAUUCUCGGGCUGGGGUGAUGAGCUUCUCCCAGCGCCGCCCGUCAAUAGCGCAGCAGCAACCAUGGAUGCCCUGGACCCGAGCCGCAGCGACCCACAGCUCCCUCCUGCCUCCGAUGCCUGGUCUGUCCCGACAACGACAGCCCGAUUCUCGGAUCUGGACCUUGCAUCGCACAAUGCCUGGUCUUGAGCUCCAAGGGUGAAGACAAAGCCCCAUUUUUGCACAACCACCACCGCCGCCGCCACCACCGCCACCACCACCAGUGCUACUACCACCACCG
Polychytrium aggregatum is the source of this 1994-nucleotide messenger RNA. RefSeq lists its product as uncharacterized. The transcript is spliced from 3 exons. The record is from RefSeq and is a predicted model, not a curated record. Lineage: Eukaryota; Fungi; Chytridiomycota; Chytridiomycetes; Polychytriales. Bases 47 to 1903 code for a protein of 618 amino acids.